Messenger RNA from Racocetra fulgida, 732 nucleotides. Lineage: Eukaryota; Fungi; Glomeromycota; Glomeromycetes; Diversisporales; Gigasporaceae. The record is from the annotation of a GenBank genome assembly.
AUGGUUAUAAAAGGAGUACGUCCAAGUCCAUUUUCAGAAAAUACACCAGAACAAUAUGAAGAAAUUGUCGAACAGGCCUGGGAUCAUGAUCAUAAUAAACGACCAAAAAUUGAUUACUUACUAGAACAACUUGAAAAAAUUAAAGCAGAAGUUGAAUUGCAUCAAAAUAAAUCUGCAAUUUCUUCUCCUACAUCUCCUACAUCUCCUACAUCUAUUAAGAAAUACAAAUUUAAUGACUUAGGCAAUGUGCCAUCAUCGUCUUCAUCUCAAUUACUACCAGUUGAACGAAUAAUAUCAGAACUCCACAAUAAAGGGAAGUACGAUGAAGCUUUUGCCCAAUUCGAGCAACUGGCACAAAAUGACGACCCUUUAGCCUUAUACUAUACUGGUUUAUAUCUCUACGAAGGAACUUAUGGCAGUAUUAAAAGAGAUGUAAUUCGAGCAUUGCAAUUUUUUCUAAGAUCUGCUAAGCAUGGUAAAGCACAAAGUAAAUAUAAGUAUGCUUAUGCCUGCCUCACAGGGCCUUAUUAUUCCUUUGAAGAAGGGAUAAAUUAUCUUAAAAUGGCUAUGAAAGAUAAUGAUCCUGAUGCUUUAUACAUGGCUUCUCAGAUAUAUUUAAAUGGAGAACAUGGCUAUCCAAUUGACAAUGCUAAACAUCAAAAGUAUUUAAAAGAUGCAGCUAAAAAUGGAUCAACUAUUGCACAAAAGGAUCUUGCAAUACUGUGCAUGUAA